Molecule: messenger RNA, 1452 nt
Organism: Lobosporangium transversale
Lineage: Eukaryota; Fungi; Mortierellomycota; Mortierellomycetes; Mortierellales; Mortierellaceae
Exons: 4
Coding region: 42-1388 (448 amino acids)
Molecular function (GO): protein binding
Source: RefSeq, a predicted model, not a curated record
CCUUUUACGUAAACAUACACUUGGUACAAUUCUGACAAGACAUGGGUCCUACAGAUUCGCCAGCACUCAAGCGCACGGCUUCAUCGCUUGAGGAAGCAGGAGAAGCAGUUUCUUUUUCUCGGCAUAAUGCUAAAAAAUCUCGUAAGAAUGAUAAUGAUACAGAAAUAGAGCAUACUGAGGACUGUGAAGAUCCUGAAUGUGAAGGAUGUGCCGAGGGAGAAAUCAUUCUUCAUUUCGACAUCAAACCCACUGCGAUGGAGGUAUUCAAAAUGGCACGUGAUGAGGUAGCAGCUGUCGAAGCAGGAUCGACCUUAGGAUCAUCAGGGACAAGAAGUUUGUCACGUCUAGCGAAGGCGUUAUUUGACCGAGCUAUUGAUGAGUUUGAGAUUUUGGAAAAGACACAGACACAUAUUGAGCUUAAUGAUGAGACGGAUGUGGCUAGACAAGUACUGGUGACGAAGAUCCAGCAUGCAACAUGCGUAGUCCUGAUGGGUCGAUAUAUUCCUUCGAUGGAGGUAUUAGAGGAUGGAACCCGAAUGUUUGAUGAACUAGCCAAAAAGACAGCCUAUCAGAAUGGACAUAUAUUGGUCGGUUUAGGUAUUGCUCAGCUCUCUCAGGCAGGAGAAAUUAGGCGUCAAGCAUUGAAGACAUUGGAGCUUGAAGAGGAUGAACUAACGGAAGAGCAGAUCGAGACCGCAGGUCAUAUUGGCAAAACAGAAAUGAACCUGAUUGAUAAUGCACUAGAAAACUUUGAUAAAGGGUUGAGCCUACUGAAGAAACGGAAAGAGGACCCCCCAGAAUCUGAAUCAACGUUUGCUCAGGAGUCGAUCCGCGCUGCACAAGAGUUAGAUGAGUAUGGUAACACUUUGGACGCCAAGCUCAAUCAAGAGCUCGCUUGCAAGACUUUUGAUCGAGCUCUGGAGCUUUUAGAAGAUGCACAAAAGCACAAGGCUGAUGCAGUAGAUUCAAGUGCAGAUGCAUUAAGUCUCUUUGGAUCUAUUCUCUAUAAUAAAGCGAAAGCAGCCGACAAUCAGGCAGAAGGCGAUGAGAACCCAGCCAAGGGCCUUUUGGAAAGAGCAAUUGAAAUGUUAGUUAAGGCAGAGAAUAUGCAAGGCGAGGAUGGCGAUGCAAAGACGUUGGAAACAUUGGGACAGGCCUAUCUGAUGUCGACGGGUCUAAUUGAGGACGAGGAUAUGAUCCUUGAGCGUGUGGAAGCUGCCAAAGAGAAACUCAGUCAUGCAUUGGCAUUGGAUCCUCAUAACCCCAAUCUUAGACAGCAAGUUGAGGCGUUAUGUGGUGGCGAUGAUAACUUCGAGUACGAAGAUGAUGAUGUGGAAACGGAGGAAGACGGAAACGACGAAGACAACGCGGAAGAGGAAGAUGAAUAAAACUACUGUUCUGCUUGUAUAUUUUUGUUCGUUUAUUUCAUUAUGAAUGAUUUGUAACGAUCAG